AUGCCGGUAAAAAUUGAACUUGAAAAACCAAAACAGACUUUUAAUGCCAUUUCUGCGGAUAUUGACAAUUUAGUGAAGGAGGUGCAGGAACGACUUUGUUUGAAAAAGAAGGAGAAAUUCGGUAAAUUCCGGACUAUGCCGUAUUCGACAAAAAUGAGCAAAUCCAGCCGGCUGACAAAAUGGCGAAACACCGGCUGUAAAUGUCCGUCGCCGAUUUCCAGGAAAUACAAAGCCAUACAAGAUACCCAUUCCACCAAGUGUUGUGGACGCUGCUUGGAUGAAAACGACCCACACAUUUUGCUCCAGAAAUUAAUUGACGAACAAACGUUGAUUCAAGAGGCUGUGAAAAGACUGGGUUUACAAACCAAAAGUAAACAUAGACAAUUUCCGUGGGCAUGUACCCUGGAUUCCGAUUAUAAAGGUGAAGGAAAUCUUUCACAAUAA
This is a messenger RNA of Gigantopelta aegis, 444 nucleotides long. RefSeq lists its product as uncharacterized. Bases 1 to 444 code for a protein of 147 amino acids. Lineage: Eukaryota; Metazoa; Mollusca; Gastropoda; Neomphalida; Peltospiridae. The transcript has a single exon. The record is from RefSeq and is a predicted model, not a curated record.